GUUCUGGCGGGGGGGGUUUGUGCUGGGGGCUCCUGUCCCAGCCCUGACAGCCCCGGCUGGGCCCCUCGCUCCGCCCCUCAGCACGCGCUGGCCAAUGAAAACCCCCAUUCAGCCUCAUGGCAACGCUGGUUCCGCCCCGAGCGGGGCAUAGGCAUUUCCGGCGGGCAGGCGGGGCAUAGGCAUUUCCUGUUUGAAAGCCGGAUAUCCGGUUCCGGUGACCGCCAUGGCCGGGGAGAAGCGGCCGCUCCGGAUCCUGGGUCUCCAUGGUUACCGCCAGAACCAGCGCAGCUUCCACGAGCGCACCGGGGCGCUGCGCAAAGCGCUGCGGGGCCGCGCGGAGCUGGUGAGCGUGAGCGCGCCCCACCCGGUCCCGGGGCCCGCGGCCGAGCGCGGGGGCGGGGCGGGGCGGAGCCCGGAGCCGCAGGCGGCCGAGCCCCGCGGCUGGUGGUUUUCCAGGCCGCGGGAGGAGACGUUCGACGCCCUGGAGGAAGCGGCCGCGUGCAAGGGGCUGGACGAGUCGCUGGAGGCGGUGGCCCGGGCGCUCGCGGAGCUCGGGCCCUUCGACGGGCUGCUGGGCUUCAGCCAGGGCGCGGCGCUGGCCGCCCUGCUCUGCGCGCUGCAGCAGCGCGGGGACGCGCGGUUCCCCUUCCAAUUCGCCAUCCUGGUGGCCGGCUUCAAGAGCCGGGCCGCCCCGCACAGCGGCUACUACCGGGAGCCCAUCGCCGUGCCCUCGCUCCACGUGCUGGGGGACACCGACCGCGUCAUCCCGCCAGGGCUGAGCAGGGAGCUGGCGUCCCACUUCGUGGAUCCAGCGGUCCUCACCCAUCCGGGGGGGCACUUCGUCCCUGCCGCUGCACCCCAGAAGAGAGCCUACCUUGAGUUUUUGGCCAGGUUUUUGAAAUAAAAGAGGAGGGACCUGCCCUUGGGCAUGGAGGGGAGGAGGCUAAAGGCCCGCCGUUGACUUCGAUGACCCAAGACAAGUUGAGGUGAUGUGAUCACUGUCUAGAAGUACCUACACGGGGGGAAGGUUUCUGAUAAGCAGAGGGCUCUUUAAUCUAGCCGAUAAACCAUAAUAAAAUCCAGUGAUUGGAAGCUGAAGCCAGACAAACUCAGGCUAGAAAUAAGGCGCAAAUUUUUAACACAGUAACAACCAUUGGACCAUUUAACCUAGGGUUGUGGGGGAUUCUCUGGCACAUGGACUCUAAAUCAAUACUAAAUUUAAAAAAAUAAAUAUUACAUGGCUUUAUAAAAGAUACUCUUGAAGUUACGGGUUUGGUGCAAGACUCACUGGUUGAAAUUAAAUAUUUUGUGUUAUACUGGAGAACAAAUUAAAUGAUCAUACUAUU
Messenger RNA from Trachemys scripta elegans, 1346 nucleotides. It is a transcript of the gene OVCA2, whose product is annotated as OVCA2 serine hydrolase domain containing. The record is from RefSeq and is a predicted model, not a curated record. Gene Ontology annotation, biological process: response to retinoic acid. Lineage: Eukaryota; Metazoa; Chordata; Testudines; Emydidae. The transcript has a single exon. Gene Ontology annotation, cellular component: cytoplasm; nucleus. The coding region runs from base 224 to 904 and encodes 226 amino acids.